Lactuca saligna is the source of this 327-nucleotide messenger RNA. The record is from the annotation of a GenBank genome assembly. Lineage: Eukaryota; Viridiplantae; Streptophyta; Magnoliopsida; Asterales; Asteraceae.
AUGGCAUCCACGAAAACUCGCUACCUCUGUUUUUCCCUCCUCCCUAUUUUCCCGCAUCUUUCGUUCAAAAAUGAUCCCAAACUCACUCUUUCUCUCUCUACGUUGUUCGUUCCUGUUAUUGUUCCUACAUCCUUCCUAUCCGCCAUCGAUUCUGAAGGCCACGAUCAUACAAUUGUAUUUAACCCUAUUAUUCAAUUUCAUUCUGAAUUGAUCGAGACUGAAGGGUCGGGAAGAAGAAGAUGUAUUGAAGAGUGGGUAUCCAUCCAUUCUCAUUUUGUGAUCGAAAUUAGGGCGUCGCAGAAGAGGAUUAUAUUAUUUCAGAAGUAG